Schistocerca nitens (vagrant locust) is the source of this 819-nucleotide messenger RNA. RefSeq names its product translation initiation factor IF-2-like. Bases 1 to 819 code for a protein of 272 amino acids. The transcript has 4 exons. Lineage: Eukaryota; Metazoa; Arthropoda; Insecta; Orthoptera; Acrididae. The record is from RefSeq and is a predicted model, not a curated record.
AUGCAGAUGCUGGGGAGAGAAGAGAGAUGCUCGGUGAUUGGGGAGUGUACGUGUUGGCUUGUGGAGAGCAGCAGUGCGCGGUACGGGGAGGUUCGGCAGGACUGGCAGAAUAUCUGCGCGCGGCGUAAUCCUGGCGGCGGCGCCCCCGCCCCCGCCGCCGCCCCCGCCACCGCCCCCGCCCCCCGGUGUCCUGGCGCGGUCGCCAGCCUUGCCGCGCCAUUACCCGCCGUCCUCCGCCGUCGCGGGCUGCGCCGCUCGCCCGCCUCGCCUCGGAUUAAUUCAUUAGCCGCCCGCCGGCGUCCGGCCACUCGGCGCUGCCCGGCCAGCGUUCCAAUUUUCCUUAUGGCUUUAAUUAAGCCCUUUAUAGCGGCCGGCCCUUCUUGCGGCCCCACAGCCCACAGGCCACCGCCGUCCUCAAAUCAGCAGCCGGCAGCCGCCUGCCUUCCGGAGGAAGAAGACCCGCCAGACGUGGCCGGGGCACUCGCUCUGCUCAUAUCCCAGUUAACUCGCAGACAGCGCGCCCCUCACAGAACUCCAACACACAGUUUCAGAGCUGGCUCUCUGCUUAAAGCUGUCGCCACCUACAAAGCCAAGGAGGCGGGGGAGGAGGAGGAGGAGGCGGCACGCACGCGCCGGCGGCUGCCGACCGGCGACCGAGGAGGUGCCGGUGUGAGCGCGUCUGGGGACGCCUUCGCCGACGUGGCGGGCCCCGCGUCCCAGGGGUCUGCAGUUCGCGGCCCGCCGUCCCCGGUGCAUGUUGCAGGAGCGGCGCGGCGCGGCGCGGCCCGCCCACACACGGCUGACCCCUCGGCGUUUUGA